AUGCUCUACAGAGCGCUACCUUUGCCCAUGCGUCGAACGAGCAGGGGGGAUAUUUCCAAACGAUAUAUCGAUCGGCGCCGGCAAACCAUCGAAUCGGUCGCGACAUGUCUCGCAACCGGCCGCUUCCUGCUGUACGAAUCGCGGCCGCUCUUUCAUAAUACGUUCGCGAUUAGAGCGCUCGUGCGCCCAACGGCGGAAUUGACCCGAUUAAACCCGUUUCAAGCGCACGCGGCCGCGCUGUUGACG
This is a messenger RNA of Iphiclides podalirius (scarce swallowtail), 246 nucleotides long. Lineage: Eukaryota; Metazoa; Arthropoda; Insecta; Lepidoptera; Papilionidae. The record is from the annotation of a GenBank genome assembly.